AUGAGCCGGGUGAUGGCCUCGGUCAAUCCCCUGCCGACCGGCCAUGAACCGUCGAAAAAACCGCGAAGCGAUCAGAUCUUCGACGCCCUCUCACAGGGAUUCCGCUCCUACAUCAAUUUCUAUGCCAACGAACGAGACCGCCUUCGAGCCGACCUCGAGGCUUCAAGCGACCCGAUGAUGGCAACCAGAAUUGAGCAGGAUCUGAUGGUGGUGGAGGAAAAUAUCCAACUCUACGAAGGGCACCUCCAUCGUCUCACCCGGCUUCAGGACCGCUAUCGCCAGGGUCAUUUUGCUUCGAUGAAAGCUAAUAAUUGGAUUUGCGGAAAUGGAAGGAAUGCAAAAUCGUCGUCCCUUUCGGACCUUCGCGCCGCUCUUUCCGGCCGUUCAUCGUCGGCCUCAGCCCCGACUGUGGCCAUUCACGGCGAGCUGGCCGCCAUGAUGGGUAGAGUCUCGGUUGAAUUAAAAACGAUUGCCGGUUUUGCUCGUGUGGUGCCGGGUGAUGUCUUUGAGGUCAACAUUCGGCAUGGCGCAACAAAGUGGAAGGCUCGCGGCAAGACCCUGGCCGAUCGAAGCCAAAAAUGGGACCGCGAAGUGAUGUCUUUCGAGUGUCAACCCUCGAGUACCGUCGAUGUCAAGGUAUGCGAAGUGCGCGUGUUCAAGACGAAAGUGCUGGCCGAGCGAUCGUUUGACCCGUGCGAGCUGUUCUCCUCGGCCCCCCAAAUGGUGACCAUCUCCCUGAACACACUCGGCACAAUCAAGCUGCAAAUGAUCGUCACCUGGAUUCCCCUGCUCGCCUCAAAAAACACGCUACAACCGGCAAUCAGUAGGACCGGCACCAUCGCUGCCAAUGGAGAUCAGGCUGAUGAAACGAAAAAGCCACGCGUCAUUUUGAGAGAAAAGAAGCGCGGAGGGGCAGCCCGGGUGGCGGCGAGGGAACAGUGGAGAUCGUCCACAAACCUACUCGACUCGAUAUACCAUGAUCUGUCGAAGAAUAUUCCCACCAUCGAGGCGAUGUCCACCCCUGGUCAUCGAAUGUCGAUGCUUGUCGUCUCAUCCUCAUCUCCGGACGUCUCCACACCAUUUGUUGCAUCUACUUCCAAGACGAAUUUGGCAGCCCCAGCCCAAGAUAGCCCAGAUUCGCUACGGGGACGAGCGUGCGCCGGUGGCUCGGCUGGGAUUUCGUCGUGCUCUUCGGCUACCUCCUCCUCGGACGUCGUCUCCAUCUCCUCCGUGGGCUCAGUGCUUGUUGACCUUCUUGAUGAGUGUCUCCCGCUUGCUGCCUCAUUAUCACAUGAACGGCAUCGAGAACUACACACAACACAUCAGAUUCUGGCACACUGGAGCCGAUUGCUCAGGCAGAUUUCCCCCUAUACCAGACGUGGGCCCGACGAUAGUACUGGACGGGCAAAUGGCAACAGAUUUGGCCAGAUGCGAGACCGCAGAAAGUCGCUGGGAGCCAUGCUGGAUGCGAGCGAGCUGGAACGGAUGUGCCUCGAUUCGGAUCGAUUCUGGCAGGACGAGCACCACCCGGUCAAGCAUGAAACGGCCACCGGACAUCAUGAGGUUGAUGCCUGUCUUGUGCACCAUUUGACAAGGAUAAGGAAUUCGUUGAAGGGCCUUUCGACCCUCUCCGGACCACUCCUCUUCAAAGGCACCGAAUUAUUACGCAAAAUCGAAGCGGAUACGGUGGCUCUGGAUGACCUGUUGCGACUGACGCCAUCCCUACCUGCCCUCCCCAACAUCACCAACGUGCUGUGUGAAUUAGGCGCCGAGGGGGUGAUCCAGGAGGCGUGGCUGUCGGCGUGCUACCCGCUUCAUGCUUCGCUGGUCGUACCUUUUGAGGAAUUGCGGAGUCAGCUUCGCGCCCACGUCUCGCCAAUCGUCGAGCCAGCAUACCCGCAUCUGGUGGCACGAGUGACGGAAUGUCUCGGAAGAUUGUUGAUCGACGGGCCUUCAGCUUCAGCCCAACCCGCUCAAAUCACUGUCUUCCACUUUGUUGCCGUAUUCCGGAAUAAGAAUUUCUCCGCUUACGUCGAGAGCCUCGCGCAUGAUGCAUGGAUGAUCUCUCUGCUGAGCACGCGGCAGCUCCGUAAUGUCAAGACGGUAUUCGAGCGUUUGGUCCAGGUGCCAAUCGCGCCUCCAAUCGAUACCCUGCGCCAUAUCGCGUUACUGCUCCACCACAACGACUCCAUUUUGCUGCCGACGAUCGAGCGGUACCUGUGCAGCUCGGUUGGUCGGCUACAUUCUGAUCUGCUCAGCUCUUUCCUGUGUCUCCUCGAGGCUGACGAUAUCCCAACGCGGAUAGGGGCCAUUCGAGCACUUCGAAUGCUGAAGAGUGCCCGAAUUGCUGCCCAACUCUGGUGGGUCGCCGAGAGAGACCGGAAUGCAGAUGUGCGACAGGAGGCCCUGAACCUGUUGGAAGAUCUCGGUGAAGUCGAUGGGAAAGAAGGGGAUGAGCAGGUCACCCGUAUC
Messenger RNA from Mesorhabditis spiculigera, 2472 nucleotides. Lineage: Eukaryota; Metazoa; Nematoda; Chromadorea; Rhabditida; Rhabditidae. The record is from the annotation of a GenBank genome assembly.